Fusarium sp. VM40 is the source of this 1557-nucleotide messenger RNA. The record is from the annotation of a GenBank genome assembly. Lineage: Eukaryota; Fungi; Ascomycota; Sordariomycetes; Hypocreales; Nectriaceae.
AUGACAGCACACUAUUUCCAGACCACAGCCCUCGGUACGGUCAUCAGGUUGGCAACAAGGAAUCGAGUACUGGCAAAUAAAAGCUACAAAGACCAGUACCCAAAAGAAGCCAUUGAUGCACCACCACACUGCAACUCGAGAGGCGAUUGUAUACUUGUUGGAUGGACAUCAGAUAAUGACAAUGAGAACCCUCACAAUUGGUCAACAUUAAGGAAGACUGGAGUAGCCGCCCUGAUUUGCUUAUAUACCUUUACUGUCUACUGCGGGUCGUCGAUUUAUGUUCCGAGCGUUGGACAGGUAACUGAGGAGUUCAACGUCACAGAAACAGUCGCUUCGCUAGGUCUAGCACUUUAUGUUCUUGGGUAUGGAUUUGGACCACUUCUUUUCUCACCUCUCAGUGAAAUCCCCUAUAUUGGACGUAAUCCGAUCUACAUCUUUACGUUCGCCAUAUUCAAUCUCCUCUGCGUUGGAGCAGCAUUGACCGAGAGCUUCACUGGAUUUCUUAUCAUUCGCUUCCUCCAGGGUUUCUUUGGAAGCCCAUGCCUCGCCACAGGCGCUGCGAGCCUUACGGACAUGUUUUCCGUCAUCUACAUUCCAUACAGUCUAGCUGCAUGGUCAGGUGCCAUGUAUUGUGGCCCGGCGCUCGGCCCAUUGUUUUCAGGCUUUUCAGUUGUUGUCAAAGGAUGGCGGUGGUCUAUGUGGGAACUGCUAUGGCUGUCAACCUUUGUUUUGGUGCUACUAAUCAUCUUCUUACCUGAGACCUCUACACCAACAUUACUGUAUCACAGAUCUAAACUGUUGCGAGACGAAACCGGGUCUGACAAUUACGUUGACGAGAGAUCCAUUGCGUUGAGGGGAGUGUCCACCAAAGAGGCCGUAAAAGCGGCGCUGAUAAAGCCGUUUGAGAUCUCUCUCAAAGAUCCUUCAAUCGCAUUUGUAAACAUUUACACAUCGUUCACUUAUGGAAUUUACUAUUCCUUCUUUGAGGUUUUUCCACUUGUUUAUCCAAAAAUCUAUGGAAUGAAUCUUGGAGAGACAAGCGCUGUGUUUGUAUGCGUUCUUAUCGCAUGUGUUAUUGGCAUCGUAUGGUAUCUAUCUUGGUAUCGUAUGUUCAUCGAAAAGCGAUUCAAAAUACUAGGUUCCUAUGAUGUACCCGAGACUUUCUUACGUCCGGGACUACUUGGUGUCUUUGGUGCGCCAAUUGGCAUGUUCUUAUUUGGCUGGGGCGCAAGAGACUCAAUCCCCUGGGAGGUACCAACCCUCGGUAUUGUCAUCUACUGCGGCUUCUCAUUUGUUGUAGGCUCUGGAAUCUUCAUCUACCUUCCAUUGGGAUACCCCCAUUACGCGGCUAGCCUUUUUGCCGCCAACGAUGCGCUAAGGAGUUCUUUUGCAGCAGCUGCCAUUCUAUUCGGUAGGCCCCUUUACCUGAACCUUGGAAUAGGAAAAGGCUGCAGUCUACUGGGCGGUAUGAGUAUCAUUGGUAUCGCUGGGUUCUGGUAUCUCUUCUACUUUGGACAUCAAUUACGGAAGCGAAGCCGAUUUACAAUCCAGCCAUAG